AUGCAAUACACAGUAACAAUACUACUCUCUUUGGGACUUGCUACGUCGGCAAUCCCUGUAGAGCUCCAACCCACACUGAUACGGGAUGAUCACGGAAAUAUGCAUCUGGUCAAUCCAGAUCCUUACAGCGUGAUUGACGCUGAUUUGGAACCAUUUUUCAACGCUGAGGCUGAUAUGGUAUUUCGACUGUUUACUCGCCGGAACCAAUUUCAAGCUCAAAUACUUGGUUUGAACAAUCCAAGUUCUGUACAGAGCUCCAAUUUUAAUCCAGCACACCCUACCCGAUUCACUAUCCACGGCUGGAAUGCAGAUGGAAGUUCUUCGAUGCACAGCAGUAUUCGUGAUAAUUACCUCACUGUGGGUGAAUUCAACGUGAUCAGUGUGGACUGGGGAAGAGGAGCAAGUACGAUCAACUACAACACCGCCAGGAAUCGCGUAGCCGCCGUGGGCAACGUAAUUUCGCGAAUGAUCAACACACUGGUAUCUGCUACGGGAACAUUCCCGAACAGUAUGGCCCUAAUUGGACAUAGCUUGGGAGCACACGCUGCGGGAAAUGCGGGUAAAAUGCAAAACGGUCGUAUCCAUACCAUAUUUGGGUUGGAUCCAGCCGGUCCUUUGUUCUCGUUGGGUCAUUCGGAUAUUUUAACUCCAAACGAUGCACAGUACGUGGAAGCUAUAUUCACGAACGCCGGCACUCUGGGAUUCAAUCAACCACUAGGGAAUUCCAAUUUCUACCCCAAUGGUGGCCGAUCUCAACCCGGUUGUGGUAUUGAUUUGGUGGGUGCGUGUGCGCACUCUCGUUCCCAAGACUACUUCGCAGAGUCGCUUACAAGCUCGGUUGGCUUCAGAGCUACAAGAUGCGUUUCGCACGCUGAAAUUCAGAGCGGCAGGUGUACCUCUAGUGGACCGGGUGCGUUCAUGGGCGGCGAACCGUCAAAUCAUGACUGGAAUGUGCAGGGAAUUUUCGCGAUGAACACCAACUCGAGAUCACCGUUUGCUAUGGGUUGAAUAGAAAAGAAUUAUUAUGUUAGAAUGAUCUGAAUGGAAAAAUUUCGCUUGAAGGAUACUUCUCAGUUCCUUCUAGUCGAAAAUCUUGUACGUGUUUGAUAUGUUCUGGGAUAAG
Molecule: messenger RNA, 1123 nt
Organism: Toxorhynchites rutilus septentrionalis
Lineage: Eukaryota; Metazoa; Arthropoda; Insecta; Diptera; Culicidae
Product: pancreatic lipase-related protein 2-like
Exons: 2
Coding region: 1-1008 (335 amino acids)
Biological process (GO): lipid metabolic process
Molecular function (GO): lipase activity
Source: RefSeq, a predicted model, not a curated record